Molecule: messenger RNA, 2090 nt
Organism: Cadophora gregata
Lineage: Eukaryota; Fungi; Ascomycota; Leotiomycetes; Helotiales; Ploettnerulaceae
Exons: 3
Coding region: 475-1944 (489 amino acids)
Source: RefSeq, a predicted model, not a curated record
GGUGGCUGAUCCAGAUACGGAGGGGCCAGAUCACCUACCUAAUGUUCGAUGUACCGAAUGUUACAUUCUCUGUUUAAGUGCAACAUAAUGGCUUUCGAAUUGUGGAUAGGUAUGAGCUGAAAUUUAAAAGGCUGUGGAGAUGUCGGAAGAAUCAUGGAACCGGAUUUCCACUUCAUCCAAAGGGGCUCCGGAGUCCACCUCUAUUUCUUAUGCCUUCAACGUCGAUUUGCGAUCCCAGCAUUUCUUGGCUCAGUCUUUCUUGCCUACAACAACCAUUCGCAAGACUAGCACACUACACAGAACAAUUGCGGUUUGCUCUGCGGCCUCUAGUCCUGCCGGACACGCCAAGCUUCCAAUCAUGUGAUCGAAGUGGGGACCAUUUCCCGAAAGGUCUGACUUCAUCCGAAUACCGCCCCCCUCGCAGCACUGAAGGGCAGUACGGUAAUCGUCUCCAGAACUCUUGCGCUCUCAAAAAUGGCAGAGACUUUAAGUUCACGAGUUGACUGGUAUUCUUUUUCGCACCCAUGGAACGCAGAGGAUGAGAACCUCACGACGGAGCAAACCGACGAGUUGUACAUGUUCCAGAAACAGGAGGGUCUAAGGCUUGAGAAAGAGCAACGUCGUCAAGCAUUCGAAGAGUCGAUCCUGCUACAGAGGAGGAAGUUUGAAGCUGAGGAGCGUUUGAUCCAUUCGGAUAUUAUAUAUCCUUUUAUGUACAAACUCUGGGAUGAGGGAGUUGAAGCAGCUCGACGUGAUACGAUCCCUGCAUAUACCUUCACAAAUUUCCGCCAACUUCCAGUUGAGUUACAACAGAGGAUAUGGUCUAUGACAGCUCGGAGCGAACCACCAAAGCUCCGUAAAAUCUUGUCAAUGCGUUACGAUGUAUCCCAUACUAAUGAGGCUUAUGCCUUCAAGGGCGCAGCAUCCACAGGGUCAAGUCGAAUCGUGCGGGAGAACAACAUGUGGGCGUUUGAGAAGACCCCGGUCACUCUUCGGGUAUGUCGAGAUUCACGCAUGGUUGCCCAACGCAUACACACGUGCAUGAGAUUCUGUGGAACUCGGCAACAUGCACAGGAAUCCGAAGCGUAUUUCAACACCUUAUACGACAAUUUCUACUUCGCCGAAUACCCUUGGAACGAAUACAAAAUCUUGAUCGAUAUCUUGAUCACACAGAACACCACUCGUCCUCUCCAACCUAGAGUCCAGCGAGAUGUGGACAGGUUCUUCAAGAUCCAGCACAUGACCGUCGAUUUUCAUAUAUUUGCAGGCGUGCCUGCCAGUGUCUGGGCGGCCUUUCCGAAGCUGGUCAGGCUUACGAUUGGCAUAUACCCAUACGAUGUGAUCAAUAACCGAGAGGCGAUACCGGAUAGAGACCUUGGAUUUGUGAAGCCCCAGAAAGGCUCUAAAUACGGAAAGCGUGCGGAUUGGGUUUUAGCAGCUGCUUCUGAAGCUCUGAGGGCUGUUGGCAAAGAGCAUCGCCAUUGGAAAAUGCCUGAACUGGAAGUGCUUGUCCGUCAGACUGGUGAUGAAAUUGACGAUCAUGUUGAGGAGCAAUGGACGGAAGACUUGGAAGAAUAUAAACAAGCGGUUGCGUUGGAGGACUCUACUGAACAAGACACGGAAAAUCAUGACGGCUCAAAUAUUUCAGAAAACCAGGACAUUAACCAAGAUAUCAGCGACGAGGGAGAGGAAGACGACGAUUCGGCUAGGCUCGAGCAAGCAGAUGCACGUAUGAAGCAGACUAUCUCCCAGAAAGAAGUCAGCCAACUGAAGCACGAAUACCAUCCAAGUAGAAAGAUUGUUACUAGAGAGUUUAGAUAUGGACCCUGCGAGACGUGGGGAGACCGAGAUAUGGAGAGUUGGGUUUCAGAUAGUGAAACAGAAUGUGGAGGAUCCUACCCUAAUCGUCCCUUUGUCUACAGUCAUGUUCUUGGAGAAUCUUGAUAUUUAGAUGUAACCCUUUGGUUACGGAGAUCUGGAGGGUGUAUCAUUUGGACUUUCAUCAGAACAGAUUCCGUCAUUGAUCUCCCAUACGGUAGAAUAAAAAAGUCUCAUUUAGCUAUCGCAACGGCAAAUGUGGUGAAUUGCAC